This is a messenger RNA of Condylostylus longicornis, 3009 nucleotides long. RefSeq names its product endoplasmic reticulum metallopeptidase 1-like. The record is from RefSeq and is a predicted model, not a curated record. Gene Ontology annotation, molecular function: metalloexopeptidase activity. Gene Ontology annotation, biological process: proteolysis. The transcript is spliced from 14 exons. The coding region runs from base 249 to 2855 and encodes 868 amino acids. Lineage: Eukaryota; Metazoa; Arthropoda; Insecta; Diptera; Dolichopodidae.
GACAAUUGCGAAAAAUGCUUAAUUUUUGUAUGAAAAUAAAAGUAAGAGGAAGAUAUUAUAUAUGUACAUACACACAUAUAUAGUGGAUUAUUGUGAGGUUAUCGACACUUAACCGCAUUGAUUUGAAGAAAAUAGAUAUCACUGACUCAUAAUAGAAAAUUCUUAGUUACCUUUUUCGAGAAGAACACAACGCGCAUACAGCAAUUGAACUUCCGAUGUUUAUUGAUGCGAAAUUGAGUUGGGUUUAAAUGGAAUUUACAAAGGGAUCAUCAUCAACUUUCGCGCCAAAAUAUAAAACCCUUAAAAUUACGUAUUCAAAAAACAAAUUAAAUUUCUUUUGGUCAGGUUUGUAUUUCACCUUGUGGGGUUUUUUGAUUUUCCUUGUGUGGUGGCAUUUAAAAAAUAUUUUACCGAAACCCUACUCAAUCAACAAUGAAACAAGCUUGCAAAAUGAAUUUAUAGCUGAAAGAGCUGAAAGGCGACUUCAAGAUUUGGUUAGAAUUGGUCCGAGAGUUGUGGGUAGUGCAAAUAAUGAACAAGCUACUGUAAAACUUUUAUUAGAUGCAAUUGAAAAAAUUAAAAUAUCCGCUUCAAACAAGUUCAAAAUCGAGGUAAACAAGCAACUCGGCAAUGGAAGCUUUUACAUUUUUGGUUUUGUCAAUAUUUAUCGCAACAUUCAAAAUAUAAUAGUAAAAUUAACACCAGUUAAUUCAACAAGUACUUCAGCUUUAUUAAUAAAUAGCCAUUUUGACAGUCGACCUGGAAGUCCGGGCGCCGGUGAUGAUGGUACAAUGGUCGUUGUCAUGCUAGAAAUAUUAAGAGUUUUAAUACAUAGUCAAGAAUUAUUAAAACAUCCAAUUAUUUUUUUAUUUAAUGGUGCCGAAGAAACUGGCUUGCAAGCGUCUCAUGCAUUCAUAACACAACAUGUUUGGGCAAAAGAUGUUAAAGCUUUUAUAAACCUAGAUUCGGCUGGAAACGGAGGUAGAGAAAUUCUAUUUCAAUCAGGACCGGCAGCUCCGUGGUUGAUUAAACAUUAUGGAAAUGUCGCUAAACACCCAUUUGCAUCAACUAUUGCUGAAGAAAUGUUUCAGAACGGUCUCAUACCGUCAGAUACAGAUUUUCGAAUCUUCAGAGAUUUUGGAAACAUCCCUGGACUUGAUUUCGCUCAUUCACAAAAUGGUUAUGUAUAUCACACAGCAUAUGAUAAAAUUAGUUCAAUUCCAAGAGGUACACUACAAAAUACAGGUGACAACAUAUUGGCGAUUGUAAUGGCUAUUACUAAUUCGAAUGAAUUAAAAGACCCUACCAUUGAACAUCCAAGUCAAGCAAUCUUCUAUGAUGUUUUAGGUCUGUUUUUGAUUAAUUACACUGAAACAGAAGCAUUUAUCAUAAAUUUUUGUGUAUCGGCAAUUGCUAUUGUUACUAUUAUUUUAUCAUUUUGCUUAAUGAAGAAAAGUUCUGGGUUAUUCUGCCGAAGGAUUCUAACAAGGUUUAUUAUAAUUUUACUUAUACAAGUUGCUUCAGUUUUGAUCGCUUUUGGUUUGGGUAUCGGAGUUGCGUUUUUUUUAGAUAUAAUUGGUUGUUCUAUGGCUUGGUAUUCACAAAGUUGGUUAAUAUUAGGACUUUAUUUUUGUACAAUAUUUUUUGGACUUAGUUUAGUGCCAUUAAUUUACAUAAAAUUAACUGAAGAGAAUGAAUUUUUUCCUCUUAAUUAUAAGAUUCAAAUGUUCAUGCACUCACAUUGUUUGCUCCAAGUUAUAUUUCUACUUAUUUUAACAGCUGUGAAAAUUCAUUCAGGAUUUCUUGUUAUGCUAUCUAUACUUUUUUACACAAUAGCUGUAAUUUUAAACGUAAUAACAACUUUACAAGGAAAAUCUCUUUCGUGGAUUGUUUUUCCUGUUUUAUCACAAAUUUUACCAUUCAUGUUUUACACAUACUUGGUAAUCAUCAUUUUGACAACUUUUAUUCCAAUGACCGGAAGGAGCUUUAGUAAUUCGAAUCCGGAGCUGCUUAUAUCAGCAAUAUCAUUUGUCUUUGCAUUUCUUAUAGGAGGAUUUUUGAUUCCUUUGCUUUUCGUUUUUCGUAAAUCUGAAAUUUUGGUUUCUAUUUUUGCUAUUACGAGUGUGAUUUUUAUAAUAUGCACAAUUACUCCUAUUGGAUUUCCAUAUACAAAAUCAUCAUUUCAAAGAUUUGAUGUUAUACACACCACACGAAUUUUUCGUGAUCGAAACAAUAAAAUAAUGACUAACGAAUCUGGUUAUUUAAUACAAUCUCUAGACCGAAGAGGCACUCGAACAAUUAAAGACACAGUUUUAAAUAUGACUUUUGUAGAAACGGCUGAUAAACUUUGCGAUUCUCAUAUCAAUUGUGGUAGUCCAAACUAUCCUAAAAAAGACGAUUUAUGGAUACCAGCUAAUCCUCCAUUACUAAUCAGAGUUCCACUUUUGAAAACAAAAUCGAGGAAAUUGGUAAAAAGUGAAUAUGAGAAUGCUACUAGGAUUCGAUAUGAAUACUCUUUAACCGGCCCAGAUCAUAUGAAAUUAUUCAUUAAAACUCUCCCAAACUGCAAACUUGUUAAUUGGUCAUUCAAUGUAAAUACAUCACUUUUUUCACAAAGUUUUUAUAUAUCAUAUCAUUAUGGAACGAACUCUGAGGACACAACGCUAUUGUUUUGGCUUGAAUUUGAUAAAGAUAUUAACAAACUUAGCGCACCGUGCUUUAAUGUUGCGGUUACUGGACAUCUGGAUCAUCAUUCAAUAUACCGAACUGACGAAUUUCGAACAUUCUUAGCCAGUUUUCCAAAAUGGACAUACGUAACAGCAUGGAUGAGCUCAUACGAAAGCUUUACAGCAUAAGAUGAAGUUUUGGUAUUUUUCAUGAAUCUUAAAGAUUAUAACAUAUUUAUUUCUAUUGUUAACGAAAGUAAUUUAAGAAACUUAUAAUUUUUAUCAAUGAUUUAAUGGACCGAAAUUUAUUUGCUAAAAAUUAUUGUAGUAAAUAAAAUUUUAG